GAUAAUGCAGGAAUUCGCGUGUAUAGAGACAACGAUGAGCUCCGAGUUGGUGACGAGAUUGGUCCGGAGCUUCUUUGCAGUAUCACGCAGUCUAAGAUUUCAAUCCCGAUUAUAUCUGAGGAUUACGCUUCCAGCAAAUGGUGCCUUCAAGAGCUGGCUCAGAUGUUGAAGUGCAGGAGAAGUGGAGAGCAAGUAGUGUUGCCCAUAUUUUACAAAGUGGAACCCUCACAAGUCCGACAUCUCAAGGGGAGAUUUGGAGAUGCCAUCAAUGCACAUAAAAAAAAUUCGGGUCAAAUGGUUGUGAAGGAAUGGGAAGAAGCGCUCAACGAAGUCAGUUCUUUAAAAGGAUGGGAAUCGGAGAAAAUAGAUGAUGGGCAUGAAGCAGCAUUAGUGAAAAGAGUCGUCAUAAAAGUUAUGAGCGAGUUAAAAAGACUUUUCCACCUAAGUGUUCCUGAGCAGUUGGUGGGAACCGAUGAUAGUGUGGAACAAAUCAUGAGCAAGAUAGAUGCUAAUUUCAAUGGUAUGUGGAUCAUUGGAAUUCAUGGAAUGGGCGGUAUCGGUAAGACAACUCUUGCAAAGGUGUUAUACAACAAGAUCGGAGGUGUCUAA
Eucalyptus grandis is the source of this 609-nucleotide messenger RNA. RefSeq names its product TMV resistance protein N-like. The record is from RefSeq and is a predicted model, not a curated record. Bases 163 to 609 code for a protein of 148 amino acids. The transcript is spliced from 3 exons. NCBI's taxonomy places the organism in Eukaryota, Viridiplantae, Streptophyta, Magnoliopsida, Myrtales, Myrtaceae. Gene Ontology annotation, biological process: signal transduction; defense response. Gene Ontology annotation, molecular function: ADP binding.